AAUCUUAUUGUCUAUGAAAAUGAAUUCUAUCAAAGUAAAAUGGAGAAAUUAUUGAUACAAAAUAAGGUUAUUUCAGGAUAGAGCUUCAACAUCUGGACAAUUACAACUUCUAGAAGUUGAGGACGAUUUGAAUUUGCAACAUAAUAAAAUGAAAAAGUAGACUCUGACUCAAAAAUAAACCUCGAAGGACGCAGAAUAGUUGAUAUUCAAUAUUUUUUAGAUUCCCUGAUUUUAAUAUCAAACCAUGCGCCUCACUUUAUAUGUUCUCUUCAAAAUUUAAAGGUAACAAAAGAAACAAGAUUUGGAUUAGCAUCUAAAAUAACAUUUAAAUGUAAUAUGUGUCUUUCUACUGAGACUGUGACAACAGUUGAAGAUUUCGAAGAAAUCAAUAAAAGUGCUGUCUUUGGCAUUACUAACGUUGGGUCAGGAUAUGCACAUUUAAAUGAAUUUAAUUCUUCUUUAGAUAUACCAACAUUAUCCUCUAAAAUAUAUAACAAGAUACAGGAUAACUUAUCGGACCUUUGGGAAGAAGCGGCCCUAGAAGAAAUGGCAAAAGCUGCCAACGAAGAAAAAAGAUUAGCAAUAGAAUGCGGCGAACUAAGUAAAGACGGUAUCCCUUUAGUUACAGUCGUUUGUGAUGGUGUUUGGGCUAAAAGGUCAUACAGAAUGAACUAUAAUUCAUUUAGUGGGGCUGCUGCAAUUGUGGGUUUCAAAACAAAAAAAGUACUAUUUUUAACAGUGAGAAAUAAAUUUUGCAUCAUCUGCAAAAAAUAUUCCACUGAUACACCACAACAUAAUUGUUACAAAAAUUGGAACGGUUCCUCAAGUGCUAUGGAAGCUAACAUUAUUGCUGAAGGAUUUAUUAGGAGUAUUGAAAUGUAUGGAUUAAUUUUUAAUAAAAUGGUUGCCGAUGGAGAUAGCAGCUGCUAUGAUGCUAUAUUGCAAAAGGAUCCAUAUAAAAAUUUUGAUAUUUCUGUUCAGAAGGUGGAGUGCCGAAAUCACUUGCUGAGAAAUUAUCUCAGAAAAAUAAGAGGCCUGACUCAACAAAAGGAUUCUGGGCCUUUGCAACUCCGAAAAGAAGUGAAGUAUGAAAUUAUAAAUCAACAGUAUGAAAUUAUAAAUAAAUCAAUUACCUACGUUACACGUCCAUGAAGUGAUAAUUAAAGUAGGUACUCGUUUAGAUGUUCUUGACUCGGCUCCUUGAUCGCAUAUAAGAUCUACUCGUAUCAGUUCGCAUAUAAGAUCAAUUAAUGAAAACCACAAUUGGUAUUAUCAAAUUCAAGGUCAAUUGCAUGUUACAAAAAUGGAUUUUUGCUACCUUUGCGUUUGGACUCCAAAAGGAAUAAAAAUAGAAAAGAAUCCAAGAAACCAGGUAUUCUGGACCCAAAAAAUGGAAGAAAAAAUAAAAAUAUUUUAUUUGGAGUAUGUUUUGCCUGAAAUUGUUGACAGCAGGGUUAACAAGGGAAUGGCAAUUAGAGAUAAAGAUAAUAUUAAAUAAAGUGUUAUUUUUACUGAAUGAUUUUUUAUUUUUAUACCCAAGAUGGUCAAAAGGGACAUGUAAGUCGUUUUUUCUAAUUUUGAAUUUUUAGGACAUAAAAACACAAAACUUUAAAAGAGUGUGAUUUUCUAAAUUCUGUCUUA
Molecule: messenger RNA, 1641 nt
Organism: Diabrotica virgifera virgifera (western corn rootworm)
Lineage: Eukaryota; Metazoa; Arthropoda; Insecta; Coleoptera; Chrysomelidae
Exons: 2
Coding region: 337-1152 (271 amino acids)
Source: RefSeq, a predicted model, not a curated record